AUGAUACUUGAAUCACCUCCUGAUGCCAAUGACUCUCUUACAGGUCAUAUACAGUCCUUCCCUCUUAUUAUAGAGGACCAGAAAACCGGAAAGGACAUCAAGAAGACGAGAGUGUAUGUGAACAGCAGUCAUACAGAGGAUAAGGGUCUCAUAAAGGGUGAAGAUGACAUACUUUUUCCUAACAUCAGUAUAGUGGCUAUAUGCCAGGAAGGACUAUUCAUGGGGUUACUUACCAGAAAUACGUAUUUGACCAUACGACAUAGACAAGUAGGAGUUAAUGAGCUUUCCGAUGAGCAAUGGAAAGAUUCCCUUCUCCAACUCUUCCCCAUUGAAGAAUCUGAUUUAAUGGAGAAUGGAGAUAAUCAAAUCCAAAUUGCGGCGAGAUAUGUAUCACUGUUUGAGAACUAUGAUGAAGAACUUGGAUAUAAUGAUAAUUCUGAGGCGUAUUGUGCAGAUCACAUUACCUUACAGUUCCAGACAAAGGCUACGAUUCCGGUGACCAUCGGUGAGUUGGAAUUGAAAAGAGUUUACGAUGAAGAAGAAUAUGAAGCAGAUCUAAAGGGUGAAGAAGAUCAUAAGGAUGAAGAAGAUCCAAAGGAUGAAGACUCUUAUGCUAAUUAUGUCAAUGUGUUCAAAUGGAUGGAUUUAUUGAUAAGCCACAAUAAGCAACUCAUGGAAAAGUGUAAUGUAUUGAUAGAGGAAAGGUCAAAUGCAGAGAAUGAAAAGGAAAAGGUGUUUUACAACUACAAUAUUGCAAAGCAAGAGUUUGAGGAGAUCAAUAAAGAUUUGAAGAACAAAUUCUAUACUGUUCUUAAGGCCAAGAAAGACCGAAUAUGGGCAUUACAGAAUGCUCUUGGACAACCAACAGAUACUCUUUUUCAAUUGAAUGAGAAAUACUAUGAAGGGGGUGGGUUAGUGAGUAGUAAGUUUGACAAGCUUCAGAAGCCACAAGAAGUUAGCCAACCCCCAGCAUUGAAGCGACAAAAGGUUUCUUUCAAGAGUGAACCAGCCGAUCCUUUUCAAUUCAAGCCAAUGGAAUCAUCGGAACCAUCGGAAAUAGCGGAACCGCCUAUAAAGAAGGAACAGAAGUUGAAACAGACCAGUUUCUACGGCCGACAGAAGAGUGAUUCGGAGUUGGUUCACAGUGUAUUGGGAGAAACCGACAACGAUAGUGAUGAAGAUGACGGUGAUGCACAAGAAGAACAAGCAGAAGACAGUAAUACAGAAUAUGAAGAUGAAGAAAAUAAGUCUGAUUCAAUUAAUGAAGACGAACCAGACAUAAUUAAGUCUGAAGACAUAAUAGAAGAUUCACUUGAAUCUGUUGCACAAAAGGAUGCCGAUGAUAUGGUGAGUGAAUCAGGUACAGUAUACAGUGAAGAAGAUCAAGGGAAUAAAGAUGACGUGGACACGACCACACGGGAUGAUUCUAUGGACCAAGAAACUGAUUAUGGUAGUGAAUAA
This is a messenger RNA of Lizanozyma spartinae, 1461 nucleotides long. RefSeq lists its product as uncharacterized. The coding region runs from base 1 to 1461 and encodes 486 amino acids. The transcript has a single exon. NCBI's taxonomy places the organism in Eukaryota, Fungi, Ascomycota, Pichiomycetes, Serinales, Debaryomycetaceae. The record is from RefSeq and is a predicted model, not a curated record.